Sinocyclocheilus rhinocerous is the source of this 3647-nucleotide messenger RNA. RefSeq names its product protein FAM117B-like. Lineage: Eukaryota; Metazoa; Chordata; Actinopteri; Cypriniformes; Cyprinidae. Gene Ontology annotation, biological process: G protein-coupled receptor signaling pathway. Gene Ontology annotation, molecular function: somatostatin receptor activity. Gene Ontology annotation, cellular component: membrane. The transcript has 8 exons. The record is from RefSeq and is a predicted model, not a curated record. The coding region runs from base 407 to 2203 and encodes 598 amino acids.
UUAAAUAUGGUCACACACAUAGAAGAAGAAGAAAUCCUGUAAAAAUUCUGUAUAAAUCAUAAUUAUCGUCUUCUUUGCGAAACUUCCUUGUAUAACUGCGUGCAUUAUAAUCAAGUUUACGGAAUCAAAGAAUCCACUUCCUAGCCAAUCAGAAGUUGAGAGGGGUGAGCGAACAGCCAAUCAGAUUGGAAGAGGCAGAGCUCCGGAUCGAGUUGACGGUGCGUGGCUCUGAUCUCUCUCAGUUUACUUGAGCUCUCGAAACGGCUCAGUUGCGCCGGUCAGAGAGAAGACAAUAGACUUUACAUGGAGUGACAAGGGCACCAAAGAGCAUUAACCACCUCAGACAGCCUUAAACGUACGUUUAAAGUGUUUAUGUCGAGUUUUGUGUCAUUUCCCGGCGAACGAAAUGUCUCAAAGAGUUCGCAAAAACGGAUCUCCGACGUCUAACUGCAGCGGAGCGAGCGCUGGAAGCCCGAGCGGAUCCCCGGGGAUCAGCGCCGCUGGAGUGAGUUUACUGGGUCGCCUGCUGCCUAUGAAAGCCACGGUUCCCUUCCAGCUGAAAACGCAGACACAGCACCCUCUACAGUCACGGACAGUCCUCUCCUCCACCGGUAACGGUAAAUGCCACAGCAGCGGAACCCACAGCCGGAGCCCCACGCGAUCUCUCUCCUCCUGUGCCUCAAACGUUUCUGCAGCCACGUCCACUUCUUCUGCGACGUGCUCACAGUUCAUCGCUGUUUCCUCUGCUCCCUCCUCAUCUUCUUCUUCACCAUCUUCAUCCUCAUCCAGAACUAGUCCCAUUAUCGCUGUGCAAGCGUCAAACCCCAGAGCGUCCCACGCGCAGGUACCUGUACCAUCCUCGUCAUCAUCACCCUACACAGGUGCGCACCUGAGCCCCCAGUGCUGCAGCUCAGACACUUCAGCCCUUACCUCUAAUUUAUCUGCCUCUCCGUCUUCAUCCUCGUCGCUGUGGUCGUGCGCCCACAGGGCUAAACCCCUCCAGACCCCUGAAUAUGACAGACUGUCUCCGGAGAGGCUCAGUCCCAGCUCACCUGUCUGCACAGACAAGCAUAGACUUCCUGUGGCAGGGUCUUGGUAUACCACCAGCAAUAACGGUAGCAUUCGUCGCACCUCUUCUUUGGACGCGCUCACGGCCCCUUACCUGUCUGGACACUGGCCCCGGGACGCCAACCACGCCCCUUGUGCCCCUUGCAUGAGGGACAAAUCCACCCAGACCCCCAGCACCUGGGCCGAUGAAUGCGAAGAGAAGAAGAGGGGCUGUCACAAGCGCUCAGCCUCCUGCGGCAGCACUGACCAGCUAAAAGAGAUUGUGAAACUGAGGCAGCAGCUCCAGCGCAGUAAACACAGCAGCCGUCACCAUCGCGACAAGGAACGCAAAUCUCCCUUCAAUGGCAACCAUGCUGCUUUCAGCCAGUCACAGGCUCCUAUUCCAAAGAGCGUCCUGAUCUCUAUUCCCAUCUCCAAGUCCUCCGUCUCUCGUUUCCGGAACAGCGUGGAAGGGCUGAAUCAGGAGAUCGAGCGCAUCAUUGUCCGAGACACAGGAGAUAGAGAGGAGCAGCUUAUUCCUCAGGAGGCUCCGGAUGGGCAUCGGGCUCCUCCUCCUCUCUGCCAACGCAGCGCCAGCUCCCGCAGCAUUGACACACAGACGCCCCUGGGCACCGCAGCGGGCAGUAACCACAGCAACAGCAGCAGCCGCUCUCAGUCCAUCUCACCCACGUUCCUGAACGUGCCAAGUGAGCCCUGCAGCGAUAGUCCAUCUCCCCACGAGGACGAGACUCUGGCUGACGGCCGUGAGAAAGAUCUGGCCCCCAGCUCACCCCUACCCAAAUACGCCUCAUCCCCGAAGCCGAACAACAGCUACAUGUUCAAACGCGAGCCGCCCGAGGGCUGUGAGCGAGUCAAGGUCUUCACAGAGGAAACCCAGGCCAGGCCUCCACGGGAGAUCCCACAGUUCCUGUGCCCAGAUAGGAACAAGGUCAAUUUCAUCCCCAAGAGCGGCUCUGCGUUCUGCCUGGUCAGCAUUCCCAAACCGCUGAUGCCCACACAGGAGCUCAACAACCUCAAGAACCAGAGCGCCGCCCAUCUCACGCCCGAACCCGAGCCGAGAGUCUCACGAAGAACCUGCAUGCUUUCCCAGCAGCCCUCAGGCUCCUCCCCCUCCUCCUGUCUGUCAGAGAGUUAGACACGCCCCUCAACCAGCGUCCCAGCAACUGCGUCUGCAUACCCUGCACAUUUCAAUAAUCGAACAUGAUUAAAAAAAUAAUAAGUGACUCUUAGAGAACAAAGCGGUUAUUAAUAAUAGCUUUUGUUGGGUGCGAAGAUGAAACGGUUGCCUUUGCUAUGCACAUUUUUAGCUUUGUGCUUGUUCUCAAAGAACAAAGGCCAUUUUUGGGGGGUUUUGGGUUUGUGAUAAACGAAUUUAGCUUUGAAUUAUUCCUCUACCUUCCACAGAUAACGAGUGAACCUGAGAAUGUGUCUCAGAUCGCUAUGAAAAUGAAUCUAAAUGAUCUUUCUCAGUACUGAGGUGGCUGCAUGGAUCUGUUUUUGUGAGACAGUGUAUAUUUUAUAAUAGUUUGCAGUGGAUCGCAUCAUUGAAUACAAAUGAUGCCAUUUCAGAUGAGACCAAGAGACCUGGUAGAAUGAAUUCUGGGUUGAUGAAGGUCUCCGGGACUGAAUCGUUUUCACAGCAGCGGGCCUUCUCCGUUCAGUUCUGACAGAAGCAGCAGGGGAACAGGAGGGAACGGUUCUCUGCUUUUUCUCCUCUUCCUUUCUCACUGGUGGCGAGGAGACAGAAAGGUGCUAAAGAUAAGACUAGCGAGUGUGAGAGAGAACGCCGCUUAAUGGCUACAGGACGAGUGGCCUGUAAACCCGAUUCUUUUGUUUGCAUGGUUGUAAAAUGCGUUUCAAAUGCAUAUGGGUCCAAACUCUGAACUUCAAACCCAGCGGGGAACAAAGUGAGAGAGCGAGGGGAGGGCAAGACAGGAUCUGGGUGGACAGACGCGAUGUUUUCUCACCUCUCGCAAUGAUCCAGCCGAUUUAGCUCGAGGAAUGUUUGAAAGAAGGACACGACAAGUACAAAAUCAAACUGCGAAAAUGUAACGCAUAAAUGUCCAGGUAGUUCACAAUUCAGAUGUCUAUCAAAACAUUCAUGGAAUAUUUUCUAUGAUAUCCAAUGAAAUAGUUUACAAAGUCAGAGCACAAUAUUUUCAUUAGAUUGAUUUAAUGCAUGCAUUCUGGGAAAUUUCAGUCUGUGUGUGUAUGUAUGCGUGUGUGUGUGUGUGUGUUUCACUAGAUUCAAGCAAUUAAAAACCACAGAUUUUCUCUCCGUUUCAGUGUCUAAAUGCCAUUUUCAUCAUGGAGCAGACUUUUCCAAAUCUUCCUUAUUGAGCAUCUAAGGCUGAUUUCCUAGUAUGCUGUAGUUGUUUUUAUCGUUAUUUUGUAUGAACUCAAGUAGUGUCUGAUGAAAGAUUAUCAUUUUAUGCAGCUCACGCAAGUGCUUCUGUAGACUUGGCCAAAGAGAACAUUUCCUGUGGCUCAGUGACAGCUAUUGUAGAUGGAAUUAUUAGGCGACUUAAAGGAACAGUUCACCCAAAAUUGUAUGUUUUCCCAUCUUCUGUGGAACAUAU